AUGGUCAACCCGUACACCUCAAGUGGGCAGAUAGAAGGUGACAUUGUUGCCUUGACCAUGGCGAUUGCUUCGAGGGUAAAAUGGGAAAAGAAUUGCACUUUUGGCAUUCGUCAACUGGAGCGUUGUAGUGCGUCGGGCUGGGCACACUCGGGCGAGGCAUCCGUCAGUGGCCCGAAUGACAAGAACAGUUCAACCAAUCAGAACGGCUGCUUCCGUUAUCGAUCAACAGCGAACACGGUUCAAGAACUCCACUACUCACUUGGUCUAAUCAGUAGACUGUUAGACAAGUGUUAUUAG
Molecule: messenger RNA, 297 nt
Organism: Protopolystoma xenopodis
Lineage: Eukaryota; Metazoa; Platyhelminthes; Monogenea; Polystomatidea; Polystomatidae
Source: the annotation of a GenBank genome assembly